Messenger RNA from Phoenix dactylifera (date palm), 483 nucleotides. NCBI's taxonomy places the organism in Eukaryota, Viridiplantae, Streptophyta, Magnoliopsida, Arecales, Arecaceae. The record is from RefSeq and is a predicted model, not a curated record.
AUGGAAACGGGAAGGAACGACAAACGGCCAUGGAGCGGCUCCGACGAUGAGGAAAGGCUGAAGAGGCCUAAGGUGGACAAAGGCGAUGAUCGAACGGUGACGGAGGAGGAGGUGGAGGAGUUCUACGCCGCCCUCCGUCGGAUCCGCGAAGUUUCCAAAGGUGUCGUCUCAAGAAACGGCAGCCGAGGAGUUAGAGGCGGAGGACGGGGUGGUGCUGCCAGUUGGGUACCGGCGUUUAAGUGGGAGGACUUCGAGGAGGGUGGCGUCGUUGAAGUUAAUGUGACGGAGACACCGACAAACGAGGCGGAGACCAGCGGUGGAGAGAGUAGGAGGCGGACGAAGGUGGCCGAUGAGGAGAGAGUGGCGAAGGACGACGGGAGGUGCCUCGACUUGAACGCGCAGCCGGAAACCAAGGGCGUGGGCCGCUCUAAACCCGAACCGGGAGGUGAUUCUACCGCGUCAUUUCCACCUUCGAGCUCGUGA